ACCUCUGAUAAUGUGUUUGCUCCACACUCUACAGUUGAAUGAAAAUGCAAAAAUGGUUUAUGCAUGUUGUGUUUACACUAUUUUGCUUCUCUCUUUUACAUGUCCAAAGUUCUCAUAAAGUUGAUGAUGAAAUCAAUAGAUCUCAAUUCCCAAAUGGCUUCCUCUUUGGAACAAGCACUUCCUCUUACCAAAUUGAAGGAGCAGCUUUUGAAGAUGGUAAAGGUUUAAGUAACUGGGAUAAAUUCAGUCACACACCAGGAAUGAUAAAUAAUGAUGAGAAUGGUGAUAUAGCAAAUGAUCAUUACCAUCGCUAUUUGGAAGAUAUCAAAUUGAUGUCAUCACUUGGGAUAAAUGUAUAUAGAUUUUCAAUUUCAUGGACUAGGAUUUUACCUAGAGGAAUAUAUGGGGACAUAAAUCCAAGUGGGGUUAUGUUCUACAACAAUCUUAUUGACAAUUUGCUGCUUAGAGGAAUUGAGCCAUUUGUGACAAUUCACCAUCAAGACUUGCCAGAAGAGCUGGAACAAAGAUAUGGUGGUUGGCUUAGUCCCCUAAUUCAGAGAGAUUUUGUUCAUUUUGCUGAAAUUUGUUUUAAGAGCUUUGGAGAUAGGGUUAAGUAUUGGGUCACCAUAAAUGAGCCAAAUCUUGUUGCCGACUUUGGUUUUAUGAGAGGAACAUACCCUCCUGGUCAUUGUUCCCCUCCUUUUGGAAACUGUUAUACUGGCAACUCUGAUGUUGAGCCUCUCCUUGCUAUGCACAAUAUGUUGUUGUCACAUGCUAAGGCUGUUGAUUUAUACCGCAAACAAUAUCAGGCAAAGCAAGGUGGAACCAUUGGUAUUGUUGCACAUACCUUUAUGUAUGAACCUCUUAGAGAUGAAGAAUGUGAUAGACAAGCUGCAAACAGGGCCUUGGCUUUUGUCAUAGGCUGGUUACUAGAUCCCCUAGUUUUUGGCGAGUACCCUGCUGAUAUGCGCUCUAUUCUUGGGAGCCAGUUGCCUAGGUUCUCAUCUAAGGAGAAGAGCCUCCUAAGAGGCAGCCUGGACUUCAUUGGCAUCAAUAACUACGGGGCUCUCUAUGCCAAGGAUUGCUACCUCUCUACUUGCCCUCUCGAAGCAGCUCGUCCAAUAAAAGGCUUUUUGCAAACAACUGGGAUGAGAGAUGGCAUUCCAAUUGGUGAUCAGACAGGAAUGAAAUGGUUCUUUGUAGUUCCAAAGGGCAUGGAGAAGAUUGUAGACUACAUAAAGAUAAAAUAUCAUAACAUGCCCAUGUAUAUUACAGAAAAUGGAUAUUCUUCGCCACUCAACGCAGGCAUGACAAUGAAUGAUUUACUACAUGAUUUCAAACGGAUAGAGUAUCAUAAAGCUUACCUUGCAGCUUUGCUUAGAGCCAUGAGAAAAGGUGCCGAUGUAAGAGGAUACAUGGUAUGGUCAUUGUUUGACAACUUUGAAUGGAAUAGUGGAUAUGAUAAAAAAUUUGGACUUUAUUAUGUGGAUAGACAGACACUUGAACGGAUUCCUAAACUUUCAGUUGAGUGGUUUUCUAGUUUCCUCAACAAUACUAGUGAUGAUACCAACAUAGAAGACUUGAGCAAGAAGUAUAGAAGCAAAUAUGUAACAACUGCUGUUGUCUAAGUUAUUAUUUGAAAAUGAUCAUGUAAUUCAUUCUCAAUAUUAAUUGAUAAUUGUUAACAACAUACUAUUUAUUUUAUUAAGGGAAGUUUAUGUGAAUUUCACUAUUAACAUAGGUUGAUUCUGUUUGGAUAUUGACCAAACUGCAGUAUUAAUGUGCGGCUACUUGAUGCUUUAAUUUGCGAGAAACCUUACUUGGACAACAAUUUUGUUGUCCAACACCGUAUUUAUUUAAGGUGUAGAUACAAUUUCAUUUU
Molecule: messenger RNA, 1882 nt
Organism: Medicago truncatula (barrel medic)
Lineage: Eukaryota; Viridiplantae; Streptophyta; Magnoliopsida; Fabales; Fabaceae
Product: beta-glucosidase 18
Exons: 12
Coding region: 39-1628 (529 amino acids)
Biological process (GO): carbohydrate metabolic process
Molecular function (GO): beta-glucosidase activity
Source: RefSeq, a predicted model, not a curated record